Molecule: messenger RNA, 1036 nt
Organism: Punica granatum (pomegranate)
Lineage: Eukaryota; Viridiplantae; Streptophyta; Magnoliopsida; Myrtales; Lythraceae
Source: RefSeq, a predicted model, not a curated record
CCCUCCCCCUCCCUCCCUCCCUCCCUCCCUCCCUCCCUCUGUUUCUUUCAUUUCGUGUUGGGCAAAUGCGCCAACAGAACACUCGACGAUCCUCAAUCUCUCCGAAGUACCAGACGCCGUCACAGCUGGGGCUGACGCCUUCAUCAGCCGAUUAAAGUUCGCAUUUUUAAACGAAUCCUGAACAGCGAUAAACCCAUCUAGGUGUUAACCCUUCUGCUGCUUCCUUGCUUGCUCGACAGUCCCCAAGUAAUGGGUUCUUCUCCCCUGCAGAUGCUGCCCACCUCUCUCUCUUCUCAUCGGAUACAUCGUGUGUUAAUGUGAGUUUUGAUUAGUUAGUUCUGCUAUCAUGGGUAGAGGUCGUGGAAAGGGGAAGAAGUUGUCUGCGAGCAGUCAAGAUGAUGCAUUCGAAGAGGAAGAGAAGAUUCCGGUUCAGAAGAAAAGGGGGAGGCCUCAGAAGCUGGUAAAGGAGGCAUUCGAUGAGGAAGAGGCUGAGAAGGUUGAAGAAGAAGAAGAUGGCGAGGAUGCAAAGAGUGGGAUCACCACAAAAGAGCCGAAAAGCCCCAUCCCAGGAGAGAAUGGGAAGAAGAGGAAGCGAAACACGCAGUCGAAAGAUAAACCGAGCUCAGUUGAAGAGGAAAAUGGAGGAGAGACUCGCUUGGGCACUGAGGACUUGAGCAAGCCUAAUGGGUUCCGUCAUAAUGGGAGCAGGAGGAAAAGCAAGCCCCGGCGGGCUGCUGAGGUGGGUGUCGAAUGCAAGUAAACCUCCUUUUGCAGAAUAAAGUACAAAUCAGAGGGAGAGGCCUCCGGUGAAUGUUCAUUUGAUUUGUCAAUCCUUAUGUUGCUUAAUCUGUUCUUUCGAUAUAUGAAAAGUUUUGAACUAUAUAAAUUAAUCGUACCUUGCUACAAUGGUAUUGACUAAUUUUGCUAGUUUUGCGGUGUUCGAGUAGCACAGCCUUUGUAAUGCAGGUUUUGUGUUCCAAUAGCUUUGUAAUUAAUCUAUCUGGAAAUCUUAAAGAGCAGUUUAAACGUUCUUCUA